AUGGCACCCAUAGAAUCGAAAACCACGGUGGCCGUCUCAGAUGAGGAGGAAGCAGUUGGACAGUUGGAUCAAGGACUUCCUGCUUGGACGGUCGUCUUUGGAGCAUGGUGCUGCCUUUUUUGCGCUUUUGGCUGGGUGAAUGCCAUUGGCAUUUUCCAAGAGCACUACCAGAAUAAUCAAUUACAGUCCUAUUCAGCGUCCAGCAUCUCCUGGAUUUUAUCUUUGGAGCCAUUUGUACUCUUUGCGACUGGAAUUGUCAUUGGAAGAGUAUUCGAUAAUUAUGGCCCAAAAUGGCUUCUUCUUAUUGGAACAUGUCUUCACGUCUUUGGUAUUAUGAUGAUCUCCAUAUCGACGGAGUACUACCAAUUCUUGCUAGCCCAGGGAAUCUGCAGUCCUCUUGGUGCAAGCUUUGUCUUUUUGUCCGCACUCUCCUGUACCGCGACAUGGUUCGAGAAACGACGUGCCUUGGCCUUUGGAAUAGUUUCCAGCGGCUCAUCACUGGGUGGCGUUGUAUUCCCAAGCAUGUUAUCUCGACUUUUGCCUAGUAUUGGGUUCGGAUGGUCACUGCGUAUCUCUGGAUUCAUCAUCCUCACACUCCUGGUCACUGCCAACUUGACCGUCCGAUCGAGAAUAAGGAAUGUUCCACGGCCAGUGAAACUGAAUGAUUAUACGAGUCCAUUUUCCGAGCUACCGUUUGUCUUGCUUGUGCUGGCAUCCUGCUGUGGAUUCUUCGCCAUGUUCGUGCCAAUCAGUUACAUUGUCGUCGAAGCUCAGGAGGACGGUGUCAACGGCGACCUAGCCGGGUACUUGUCAACUAUACUUAAUGCUGCCAGUCUCCCUGGUCGAAUCCUACCAGGCUACCUAGGAGACAAACUAGGCCGAUUCAACGUCAUGAUUGCCAUGUGCUCAUUAUCCGCCAUUGUGAUCCUAGCCUUAUGGCUUCCAGGUACCCUUCUUGCCCCAGGCAGUGCGGCCAUCUAUAUUGUAUUUAGCAUGCUAUAUGGAUUUGCAUCGGGUGCAUUUGUCGGUAUGGUACCGGCCCUGCUAGGCCAGAUCUCGCCCGACGUGACCAAGAUUGGUGAAGUCCCAUUGCUGGAGCCAUCUUGA
This is a messenger RNA of Penicillium roqueforti, 1107 nucleotides long. RefSeq names its product putative MFS monocarboxylate transporter (Mct). The transcript is spliced from 5 exons. Lineage: Eukaryota; Fungi; Ascomycota; Eurotiomycetes; Eurotiales; Aspergillaceae. Gene Ontology annotation, molecular function: transmembrane transporter activity. Gene Ontology annotation, biological process: transmembrane transport. The record is from RefSeq and is a predicted model, not a curated record. The coding region runs from base 1 to 1107 and encodes 368 amino acids. Gene Ontology annotation, cellular component: fungal-type vacuole membrane.